Molecule: messenger RNA, 1519 nt
Organism: Corvus hawaiiensis (hawaiian crow)
Lineage: Eukaryota; Metazoa; Chordata; Aves; Passeriformes; Corvidae
Gene: HAPLN4
Product: hyaluronan and proteoglycan link protein 4
Biological process (GO): cell adhesion
Molecular function (GO): hyaluronic acid binding
Source: RefSeq, a predicted model, not a curated record
GCUGCCCUUGCAGUGCCCGGGGCAGGGAUUUACCGGACGCAACUCCUCGUGCCCCGCGUGUUCCCCGCCCGCAGCCCGGCCCGGGGGUCCCGGUAGUGCCGGGGGACGCCGGGGGAACCGGGCGGGCCGGUGACCUUGGCGAGCCGCCGGCCCUGCGCAGCGCCGGGAGCCGGGGCAGGGCCGGGCCGAGCUCCCGGUGCCGCCCCCUGCGCGGAGCCGCACCGGCGGAGGUACCGGCGGAGGUACCGGCGGCACCGGCGCACUCCUGCGGGCGGGCCCAUCCCGCGGGCCGGCACCGGGCACACGAUGCGUCCCCAAAGCCCCUGGGCCGCCGGCCCGGCAGCGCUGCUGCUCCUCGCCGCCGUUGUCGCCUCCGACGCGCUGCUCAACGCCCGGGGCAGGAAGAAGGUGGUGCAUGUGAUGGAGGGUGACAGCGGGGCCGUGGUGGUGCAGACAGCGCCGGGCAAGGUGGUGACACACCGCGGUGGCACCAUCAUCCUGCCCUGCCGCUACCACUACGACGUGUCCGCGCACGACCCGGCCGAGAUCCGCCUCAAGUGGACCAAAGUGACCGAGCCCAUGGCCUUCGUGGACGUGUUCGUGGCGCUGGGCAAGGCGCGGAGGGCGUUCGGACCCUACCGGGGUCGCACGGCCCUACAAGAGGACGGUGUGGGCGACGCGUCCCUCAUCAUCCGCAACGUCACCCUGCAGGACUACGGGCGCUACGAGUGCGAGGUGACCAACGAGCUCGAGGACGACACCGGCGUGGUCAAGCUGGACCUCGAAGGAGUGAUUUUCCCGUACCACCCGCGCCUGGGGCGCUACACGCUGAAUUUCCACGAGGCGCAGCAGGCGUGCCUGGAGCAGGACGGGAUCCUGGCGUCCCACGACCAGUUACACCAGGCCUGGCUGGAGGGGAUGGACUGGUGCAACGCCGGCUGGCUGGAGGACGGCUCGGUGCAGUAUCCCAUCUCCCGGCCACGCGAGGAGUGCGGCCGCAAGGACACGCCCGUGGGCGUCCGGAAUUACGGCUACCGGCACAAGGAGAGCGAGCACUACGACGCCUUCUGCUUCACCUCCAACCUCAACGGCAAAGUUUAUUUCCUCAAAACCUUCCGCAAGCUGAGCUACUCGGAGGCCGUGCAGGCGUGCAAGAACAACGGCGCGGCCGUGGCCAAGGUGGGGCAGCUGUACGCCGCCUGGAAGAUCCAGCUGCUGGACCGCUGCGAGGCCGGCUGGCUGGAGGACGGCAGCAUCCGCUACCCCAUCGUGAACCCCCGCGCCCGCUGCGGCGGCCGCGAGCCCGGCGUGCGCAACCUGGUUCCCGACAAGAAGUACAAGCUGUUCGGCGUGUACUGCUUCAAAAAGGCCGGAGAAGCCCCGCCCGCGGCGGCAGGGGGGCACCCCAAGCGCGUGUGAGGGUCGGAGCGAUCGGCAGCACCCCCCGGGUUUGGCCGGGGAUCCCCCCCGCGCUGUGCGGGGAGCUGCGGGCAGCCCCUGCCUCGGGCUGGAGAGGUGC